This is a messenger RNA of Scaptodrosophila lebanonensis, 4717 nucleotides long. RefSeq names its product transcriptional activator cubitus interruptus (gene ci). Gene Ontology annotation, biological process: regulation of transcription by RNA polymerase II. The transcript is spliced from 8 exons. Bases 177 to 4544 code for a protein of 1455 amino acids. Gene Ontology annotation, cellular component: nucleus. The record is from RefSeq and is a predicted model, not a curated record. Gene Ontology annotation, molecular function: RNA polymerase II cis-regulatory region sequence-specific DNA binding; DNA-binding transcription factor activity, RNA polymerase II-specific. Lineage: Eukaryota; Metazoa; Arthropoda; Insecta; Diptera; Drosophilidae.
GCACCACCAACAACAAAUCGCCGAUCGAUCAUUCGAGGAAAUGUGCGCGCUCGUAAAAAUAUUCGACUGCUGUUGCAUUACCGACGGCAAGUGAAGACCGCAAUGAACAUAGCAAUCGAUCCGGAAACGGGCCUACUAGUGAUACUCAAGACACAAGCAAUCUCAUUGCAAUCAAAAUGGACGCAUAUACAUUGCCAACGUACUUCCCACUGGCGUACUCGGAACUGCAGUUCCUCGCCUCAAGGCGGGCAGCAGCAGUCACUGCUGCCGCCACAGUGCUUCCCAGCUCGCCUGUGAGCAAUCAUGCGCCAACAGAUGUUGGCAGCACCCAUCCGAUGCCGUCCGAUGCCACAACGACGACUGCAACGCCGGACGCGACUCCCACCACAACUGCAAAUAUCGGUGCAUAUGCCAAUGGCAAUACGCUGCUCAGCAAUGCGAUGCACCAUCAUCCCCACCAGCACGUCCAUGGUAACUUGGGGGCGCAGCCACCACACGAUUUUCAUCCGGCCUACAGAAUUCCCAGCUAUAUGGAACACAUUUACUCGCUGCAGCGCAGCAGUCCCACAGCAUCCUUUCAUGAUCCGUAUGUAAACUGUGCACCUGCUUUCCAUCUGACGGGACUGGGUCUGGGCUCGAGCGAGUUCUUGAGCGCGCGUGGCAUCGGCUCGUUGGGUGAACUGCAUCAUGCAGCCGCGGCGGCAGCAGCGGCCGCCGCCGCGGCGGGAUCUCUGGCAAGCACCGAUUUCCACUUUAGUUUGGAUGGCAAUGGACGCCUGAGUAGUCCCCGGACGGGUGGUGGCAGCAUUCGCGCCAGCAUCAGCCGCAAACGUGCCUUGUCCUCAUCGCCAUAUUCGGAUUCAUUUGAUAUUAACUCGAUGAUCCGAUUCUCGCCCAAUUCACUGGCCACAAUUAUGAAUGGUUCGCGCGCGAGCAGCGCAGCCAGCGGUUCCUAUGGCCAUCUAUCGGCUGGUGCCAUCAGUCCCAUGGCUCAUUCAGCGAUGGCUCCUCAUCUGCAGCAGCUGCAGGCACAUCUCUUGCGCGCCAGCGCUGGACUGCUGCAUCCAAUGACGCCACAUCAAGCGGCAGCUGCCACCUUCUCCAUGAGCCAUAUGGCCAGUGCAGCAGCUAUGGGCCUCAGCGAGGUAAAUGCUAAGGAAUUCCACUUGCCUGGACAGACGCCAUCAAGUGCCGAGGAGCCCAAGCACUCGGACUCAACUAAGGUAAGCGAGGGGGUACCACUUGACAAACCCAUCGAACAGCCUUCGUCCACAUCGGAGAGCGUCGCGCAGGUCGAGGCAGACAGUGCAUCUGCAAAUGCUUUGGAGCGACGGCAGCGUAACAAGGCGGCGAACAGCAAUGGCAAUGGGGGCGUGUAUGGGGGCGGGGCCGAUCGCAACCUAGUGCAAUUCGGUCUGGCAACACCCACUACCACGACGACUACGACUCCAUUGAACGACUACGAUUGUCCCACAGCGGACACAACGGAUAUUAAAGACGAGCCUGGUGACUUCAUUGAGACGAAUUGUCAUUGGCGGGAUUGCGGCAUUGAGUUCCUAACCCAGGACGAGCUCGUCAAGCACAUCAUCAAUGAUCACAUUCAGACUAACAAGAAGGCCUUCGUUUGCCGUUGGGAGGAUUGUUCGCGUGGCGAAAAGCCAUUUAAGGCCCAGUACAUGCUGGUCGUACAUAUGCGUCGACACACCGGGGAAAAGCCACAUAAAUGCACGUUUGAGGGCUGCUACAAGGCCUAUUCGCGCUUGGAGAAUCUCAAGACCCAUCUGCGUUCGCACACAGGUGAGAAGCCGUACACCUGCGAGUAUCCGGGAUGCAGCAAAGCUUUUAGUAAUGCCAGCGAUCGGGCCAAACAUCAGAAUCGAACUCACAGCAGUGAGAAACCAUAUGUUUGCAAGAUGCAGGGCUGCACCAAACGUUACACCGAUCCUAGCUCGCUGCGCAAGCACGUGAAAACGGUUCAUGGUCCAGAAGUCUAUGCAAAUAAGAAGCACAAGGGCUUGCCCCUUCACGAUGCCAAUUCCGGUCUGGACGGGGGUCAACAUCCAUUGCGUCAGAAUCACAAUUCACAGCACAUGCAGGAUCAGCAUCAUCAUAUCGACUCGAGUCCAUGUAGUGAUGAGCUGCACUCGGGAAAGACCACAAGCGUGUCCAGUCCCAGCAUUAAGUCCGAGUCCGAUGCCAACUCGCCGCGCCAGCUGAAUGGUAAUGCUGGCAAUGAGGGCGGCAUGCAUGGUGGCGCACCUACGGACUGCUAUAUGAUGGGCUAUGGCCAGGAUGAUUUGGGGUCCGACAACGUGCCCGUCCUGGAUGACGGUUGGCCCUAUGAUGACGAUGUUGAUGCCAUGCAUCUGCCAAUUGUCCUGCGAGCUAUGGUGAACAUUGGCAAUGGUAAUGGAGCAGGAGGUGCUACUCAGGGUGGUGGCGGUGCAACCAUGGCCAGACAACGCAUCCGCACCCGUCUCCCCACCAAGGGCAUAAAUACGACCAGCCCAAUACUCUCAAACAUACCGGAGAUGAAUAGAUUAACCCAGCGCAUAACUGAACUCAAAAUGGAGCCGGGCACAGUGGGGCCACAAACGAUGAUCUCGACUAAUCGCCUGCCAGCAGGCACCACUGCGCCCCACCUGACUGAGCUGCAGACCCGCGCAUCAAUUCAGACGGGUACCCAAGUCGGAUCCGCCCUGCAGCAGCAGCAGCAACAGCAACAGGGUUCUCCUCAGAUACGACGCGAUAGCAUGAAUUCCAUUGCCAGCACGUACUACUGUAGCAUGCCGAGUCGACGAAGCAGCGCCAUUUCACAACAGUCGAGCAUGUCGACCAUGCGUCCGGUGCCCACAGCGACCAGCUAUUAUGAUCCCAUCUCUCCCGGCUGUUCGAGGCGUUGCAGUCAGAUGUCGGAUGUAGCAACCGCUCAGGUUCACCAGAGUAUGCAGCCAGGAGGCAUGCAUCGUGGAAUCAACGCAGGAAUCACUGGAGGUCCGGGCAUGUCCUACUUCUCUGGCCAUAACACCAGUCUGCCGCCUCCGCCUUCAUCCCAUGUGAUUGCCUCCCAUCUGCAACGCCUGCAAUCGGCCGAGUCCCUGGGAUAUCAGCCCAACGGCGGCCGCUACUCAAUUCCCAACAUUUCACACUCUCCUCACAUGCUGAACGGACCCGAUUUGAGUGGUUCUCGCCAGCUGCAGAGUAGCAUAAAUCGUCGCCAGUCGGAGCCAGUCCAAAGGGCCCAACAGAAUCUCUCCAACUAUGAGCGCAUGAUUACCUCCUCAGCAUUGAGUGCCACCAUGCAGAGCAUGCGAAACUCUGGCUCUCGCAAUAGAAUGCCAAACGGCUAUACAGCUGGGAGCGCUGGAACUGGACCUGCCAUGGCACAAGAGAAUGCAGUCAGAAAUCAGGAAAAUGUCAGUAGUGCGAAUGCGCCAGCAACAUCGACUGAAAACCAAGGGAACGAUCUGGAGGGUGACGAUGAUCUUAUCUAUCCCGAUGAGAUGUUGCAGUAUCUGAAUCUCGUACAGGAUGGUACUGAAGGAGCCUCUGGGGCUCCAGCAGCUACCACGCCCGCUAUAGAGACUGCCCCAGAGACCAGAGCCAAUACGGCUGGCAACAAUGUGGCCAACAACAACAACAACAACAACGUGACUGCCUAUUUGCCGAUGUCGUCACCAGCUUUGCGCAUGAACAGCCCAUCACAUCUGGGCAUACCAAGCAGUCCGUCGACCUUGACUCAGCUAAUGUCCCCACAAUCGGGACACACCAUGUCAGCCCUGGGCAGUCCGUACUCCCAGAGGAACUAUGAAACGAAUGAUGCAUCCCACCGCCAGCAACAGGCAGUCUAUUGCAACUUUGCCCAAAGGGCAACAGACAAUGAAAUGUACGGAGGCCGACCCCAGCCAGCACCAUUGGGAUAUGAGCCACAGCGAACGGCCCAGAAUGAGAUUAUUGAUUCUUCAAUGACCAGUCUACCAGAGCUUACGACCCAGGUGGCCACCACUACUGGACCCGCACACUGUCCCAUACAGCUCAACAAUGAGAUGGACCAUCAAAUAAGUCGAGGCAAUGAGAUUCAAUGUGGUGUCAUUAGUCAGUCGCAGAUGUCGCCUGCCAUGAACAUGAAUGACCAGUCGAUGCACAGCUGUCAAGGAAGACAGGGACGUUCUCUCGUCAAGCCCGGCGAAGUACCGUCGACAACAGCACAGAUGCCCUCGGCCCUUGGUCCAAAGGCCUAUGCUGAGAAUCAAACAAACAGUACAAUGCAAUCUGAUACGUAUCAGCGGACACUGGAGUAUGUGCAGAGCUGUCAGAACUGGAUGCAGACCAAUAAUGCGCACGUUCAAUCGACCGUCAAUUCCAACGUUGUGCAACACAACAAUCCUAAUCCGGUUGGCAAUCUUAAUGCCAACAACAACAACUCACUUUGGCCGGACGUAAGCAGCUCGACCCAUCCUGGCCAUAAUAUGAUAAUCAAUGACAUGAAGACAUCAUUGAGUUCUCUGCUGGAGGAGAAUCGGUUUCUACAGAUGAUGCAGUAGAUUGUUAUGUAGGAAAAAUCCUUCAUUUAUAAAUUUCUUUAAGCAUUUUUUUUUCGUUUAAUUUAACCUGACCGUUUAUUGAUUCACAAAAGCCAUCAAACUUUUUUUUUGUGUGUAAUUCUGAACAGUACUGACCCUACACAAAUGAAGUUUUAUGUACGUACAAUGGCAUA